UACGCCCUAAACACUUUGAUAUUUGAUCUAGUUUUUGCAAGUUUCGCAGUCGAUUGAUGAGCGUCCGCUCCACCUGCAAUGACCCGACUUUCAACCUCGCACAAGCACAGUACAAUCCCGGUUUAGAAACCAGGGGGCAAAACCGUCAAUUCAGACCACAAAGUCUCAGAUUUUCCUUUCCAUACCAAAACCAACCAACACCCAACGCAUUUUAUUUUCUCAUCCUCCUUUUUCGUUCUCUGUCCCUCUCAUCCUCCCUCGCCUCACCUCCUUUCUAUUUUCCCUUUUAUUUCCUAUUUUGUCCGUGGAUUCCCAUGGUCACCACAGUGAAGUCUCGCCGCCCGCCGCAUGUAUCCUUCCCCAUGAGCGGCCGCCGCCACCGCUUUUCGCCGGCGGCGACCACUUCUUUCUUCAGGCCCGCACGCUCCAUCUCCUCCUCUACCCGGGGGGCCUUGGUUGCGCUAUGUUGCCUGUCCUUGGUCCUUGCUCUCUCCGUGUCGGCGGCGGCGGAGGAUUGCGCCGAGGAGAGUGACGGCGACGGUCGCUAUCUUGGCUUCCGGGAUGCCUGUGCGGACCGGAGCUCCUUCUGCUUCUCGCCCUCGGUGGCUCAGACGCUGCUUGCAAACGAGGAUAGCAUCAAGGAGACCGAUUUGGAGGUCUCAAGGGACUGGGGACCAUCUCGGCCAUUGGGCUUCCCGAUGUCCGGCGGAGGCGUGGUAACUUGCUCUUCAGUUGACACGCUGAUCACCCGGGCACGGAAUGGGUUGGGGCGCGAGGGCGAUGUGAGAUACAAUGUGCCGUCGUGCCAGGCGCCGCUUGUGCCUGACAAUUGGAUGCGAGCAUCAAGCGGGGUACCGCUGGAGUUGGAUGGUGCAGCCGCAGAUGUCGACCAGAGUGUCCUUCACAGUUCCUUGUCCAUGAAUGUUGCAAUAAACCCGCCGGUGCUGGAUUGGGGUAGGAGUGACUUGUAUGCUGCCUCCACAGCAACCUUGACCGUGGUGAAUUUGAACAACGACAGCGCCCUGCAUCUGUAUGAACCAUUCAGCACUGACCCCCAGUUCUAUGUGUAUGGUUAUGAGAAUCCGGAGCUGCAGCCUGGGGAUAAUGCAUCGGUUACCUUCAUUUUCUUGCCAACAUCGUUGGGCUCUUCAUCAGCGCAUUUGGUGUUGCAGACAAAUUUUGGGGGUUUUAUUAUACAGGCUAAGGGCAUGGCUGUCAGUUCGCCCUAUCAAAUACUGCCAUUGACAGGGAUAGGUGUCGUAAUAGGUGGACACCUAGAGAGGAACUUGUCGAUAUAUAACCCUCAUGAUGAUACUCUCUAUGUCGAAGAAGUGGCUGUUUGGAUGUCUUCAUUGGAAAGCACAAGACAAUCUUCUCACAUAGUUUGUCAGCUAGACCCUUUUGAUGGGCCAUUAGAGCUAACUUCUUCGAGUAGCAACUGGUAUACAGCAAGCAGUCCAGAAUUUGGAUGGCCAAUGAUCUAUAUCAGGCCCAGCGAACAAUGGGAGGUGCAUCCUUCAAAGAGCAGCACUGUUGUUGAGUUAAAACUGCAAGCUCUUUCUGAAGGCAAGGUGUUUGGUGCUAUCUGCUUGAAACUGCGCAAUUGCACAGCUGAUCCAGUGGAUACUAUUGUGAUACCUAUUGAGCUAGAGGUGCAUAAGCAAACGUACUACGAUUCCAGCGGCUUGGUUGCUGUCACAUUUGAGCGGGUAUCUUCUUGUGGUGAAAGUGGUUCGAUAUUUUCGCUUUCUUUACGAAAUGAUGCAUCCAAGUUACUGAGGAUUGUAGGUGUUACUGAGGAUAAUAGAAAUGGCCCAGUGAUCUUUCAGGUUAAGUACCUGAGUGGAUUGAUACUCUUCCCUGAUACGGUAACAGAUAUAGCUUUAAUAAGACAUACUUCAGUUCCAGAGGAUAUUUCAUUUAACAGCUGCAAUAUAGUGGUCGAAACAAAUAGUACCCUUGAUAGUUCAAUCACCAUACCAUGUGAAGAUUUAGUGCAUGCAUCUCUUUCCCAUACAACCAGUGCUGUUUUUGCUGAAUCUGAUGGAUCAUUUACUGGACCAUUAUAUGAAGAAGAGAUCUCUGCUAAUGCAAGGACAAGAUCUUUGAGCAGCAUGCUACAGGUAGAAGGCUUGAAUAAUGUGAAGCGAAUGAUCAUGAGAACAGUUAAAGCUGACGACAUAAUACUUAGACAAUGGAGAGCUCAUGGAACGAAGGAUGGGAUUUCUGUUCUCAUGGAUCAUGAACUGAUGUUUCCUGUUGUGCAAAUUGGAUCACAGUUUUCUAAAUGGAUAACAAUCCAUAACCCAAGCAUGGAUCAUGCAGCCAUGCAGUUGAUACUGAACUCUGAGGAAAUGAUUGACCAGUGCAAAACUGUAAAUGAUGCAUGCGAGUGUGCAUUCUCAAGCAGAUCUCCAGAGAUUGACUCAACAGAGACUAGAUUUGGUUUCUCGUUAAGUGAUGCAGCAAUCACUGAGGCCUAUGUUGGUCCUUGGGAGACUGCUUUGCUUGGUCCUGUUGUCUUCCGUCCUUCGAAUGGGUGCAUGUGGUCGAGCAUGGUUUUGAUCAGAAACAAUCUGUCGGGAGUGGAGAUGCUGCCUCUUCGAGCACAUGGUGGACGGCAAUCUAUUGUCCUUUUAGAGGGAUCUGAACCUGUUUGGAAGCUAGAGUUUAACCUUGGGUCCCAUGUUCAGAAUAAAUCAACACUGUCCAAGUCAGAGGUCCCAAGCCCUUUGUGCCGUGACCAGUUGUCUAAGGAGAUACAUGUAAAAAAUAGCGGUGACCUUCCUCUUCAAGUGACAAAGGUAAAAAUUUCCGGAGCUGAUUGUGGUGUGGAUGGAUUUACUGUGGACAACUGCAAGGGAUUUAACUUAGCGCCAAGUGAAUCUAUAAGAAUGCUCAUUUCUUUUCAAGCUGAUUUCUCUUCAGCUAUGGUUCAGAGAGAUCUUGAGUUGACCAUGAGUACCGGUAUCUUUGUAAUCCCUAUGACUGCAAAUAUUCCAGUCUGUAUGCUUAGCCAGUGCAGAAAAUCUUAUCUCAGAUCCAUCCAUUGGAAGUGGCUGGUGCUCUUCUUUGGAGCUGUAACCAUACUUGUUCUGAUCUUUGUACGAAAUGUGCCACAUUCUUGGUCAGUGGGUUCUCAAGAUUAUUACACGAAAAUUGAUGACAGAAAAAGUAGCAUGAACAAGACUGUUAAGCCCCCUUUCCUUCAGCACAGCAACAAAAAAUCCAGGUCAAUAAGGGAACACAGAAGAGCUGAAGAAGCUCUAACUGAGAAAUACCCUGCCAGUGUUCUCGAUAGCUCAAAGAUGACAAAUGACAAGAACAAUCCAGAUGAACAACUGAAUACAACUUCAAUUGUAUCCGUGUCCCCAGCUAAUCCUGUGGAAGACAAGGCGUCAAGAGAAACUCCACAGACUAGUGAAAAUCUUACUAUCAGGAUUUCUCGAGACAGAGGGAAGCGGAGGAAGCGGAAAGUUGGUGGUACAGGACUGGCAGCGAAGUUUGAGGUUUCAAGCAGCCACAGUGGGAAUUCAACACCAUCUUCACCAUUGUCACCAAGUUUAACCCCAAAACAAGGUUGGACUUUUUCUGGGGCACCAUCAGAACUGAAGCAUGAAAGUAAACUCGAGAGCGGAUUUGAUGUUGAGGCAACCACAGCAUCAACUGGCACUAAACAUAAGAAAACUUGGCUGCAAGCUGCUAAAGAUCCUCCCACACCUUCAGCCACACCUGGAAACACAUUGCCUUCAGCUGCUGUGUUGACCACUGCAUGGCGUGCACCAUUGUUGGCCACAUCGUCCCCGAUAGCUCUGCAUGCACGUGCUCCUGGCUCAAACUUGAUGAAAGAUAAAGUUCUGAAGAGAGAUGAGGGUGCUGCGCCAAUAAAAGAGUUUACAUACGACAUCUGGGGAGAUCAUUUCCCUGGAACUCUGCUGGGUAGAGCAAGGGAGGCUGCGCCACGCAAGAUGUUUGAUGCUUCUGAAGGGGCCUCCUAUAGUUUCUUUGCUAGAGAGCCCCAGGCCCUUAUGAUGAAGCCAUCACCUGCACCACCUGUGUCUCGUGGCUGCGGAUCACCGACGUCUGAUGUAGCAUCUGGUUAUGGAAUAAAAUAAGCUGAAAGUUGAAACA
Phragmites australis (common reed) is the source of this 4131-nucleotide messenger RNA. RefSeq lists its product as uncharacterized. Gene Ontology annotation, cellular component: membrane. The coding region runs from base 57 to 4115 and encodes 1352 amino acids. NCBI's taxonomy places the organism in Eukaryota, Viridiplantae, Streptophyta, Magnoliopsida, Poales, Poaceae. The transcript has 4 exons. The record is from RefSeq and is a predicted model, not a curated record.